Wickerhamiella sorbophila is the source of this 1236-nucleotide messenger RNA. Its product is annotated as Mitochondrial distribution and morphology protein 34. Gene Ontology annotation, cellular component: ERMES complex. Gene Ontology annotation, biological process: phospholipid transport; mitochondrion organization. Gene Ontology annotation, molecular function: lipid binding. Lineage: Eukaryota; Fungi; Ascomycota; Dipodascomycetes; Dipodascales; Trichomonascaceae. Bases 1 to 1236 code for a protein of 411 amino acids. The record is from RefSeq and is a predicted model, not a curated record. The transcript has a single exon.
AUGUCGUUCAAGUUCAAUUGGAACUUUUUCAAUGUGGAGGAAUUGAAAGAGCACAGCAAGGUGGCGAUAACAAAGUCCAUUGCCGAGUCGAAGCGGCCUGCGAUCAUGGCCGAUCCCCUGGAGGUCACCGACAUCGACUUCGGCACCAGCCCACCCAAGCUUGCGUUUGACUCCAUCAAGCAAGUCGAGGAGGGCCGGGCCCACAUUGUUUUCCGCAUCAAGUACGACGGAGACGCUACGAUCACUUUGAAAACGCGUCUGCACGCAAACCCGCUCCGGGAACUGUUUAUCAGCAAUCAAUGGCCGCUGUUUGUCCAGCCCACGCUGGUGGGGGCCACGAACCCAUUGGAGAUUCCGUUCGAGCUCAAACUAAAGUCAAUUCACCUGGAUGGGUACAUGGAUGUUGUCUACACUAAAAAGGGCCUCACGGUACUGUUCAGCGAUAACAUGGUAACCCACGUGGAGACAGAAUCAAGUCUGGAUGGGGUUCCUGGCGUCAACAAGAUGAUCACGACAAUGCUCACAAAAGUGCUUGCUGAGGCGUUCGAGGAAGACGUGCCUGAGAUGGUUUGGAAGGUGUCAAACCCAGACAAACAGUCCCCCGACCCUACACUCGGGCCAAGACGCUGGAGACAGCACCUGAUCCAGAAAACAAUGUUCCGUCAACUUGGCCUUGGAAGUGCACACAUCCCGGACAUUACUCCCUUUAAUACAUUGUCGUUGGAUGCAAACAUUCCCGGUGCCAUUUUGAACACGCGGCAACGGCCCAGUGUGCCGAAAACGCCAAAUGGCACGGAUGGUGACGGUAUCGACAUGGCCGAUCUCCUGGCCGACGACACGGCCUCAGAGUUUUCGUUCACAUCUACUACUUCUACAAGCGAAACCAAACGGCCGAGGAGACGCAGAAUCAGCCUGCGCAAAGUAUCUGAAAAGCUGGCUUCGGUAACUCCCGCUGGUUCACCAACAAGCACCUCGUCUGCCAGCUCCCCCAGCAAAGCAAAGCCGGAGCUCCAACCGCCCGACCCUUCGACUCCACCGCUAUCUCCUGAGCACGCCCUUUUAGAGGAACACGAUGACUAUGCGGGCUACUCGCCCCACGUUGUCCGGCUGGGCCCGCGACGACACUCAUCGCCAAGCCUGCGGUAUCAUCAUCGGAAACUGCGAACCACUUCCUUGCAACCGCUGUCCAAACCACAUUUCAGGCGACAAACCAAUCUUGAACCAGCAUUUGAAUAG